AUGAAUCCAGAAUUAGUUUGCAUUUUAAUUCUGAGCAUAUCAGCAUAUGAAGUUAAAAUUAAUUUUGAGAAAGCAGCUUCGGAAAUUCACAGUAAUAAACAUUUUACCAGUUAAAAAGUUGAUAGUAAUAGGUUAAAAGCAACUGAAAAUGAUUCUAAAUAAUAUUUGGAUGAUUAUACAUUAACAGUAUUCUUAAUUAAUAAAUGAGAUACCAUUAACUUUGGGUUCAACUUAAUUCAAAUAAACAAUUGAUACUACAUCUUUUAUCUCUUGGGUUUAUUCAAAGAAAACUGAGACAAAUUAAUGUACUAAUUGCCCAAAUGAUGCAGAAGUAUUCAAAUGUGAAGGAAGUUGUUAAUAUUAAAAAACUUAAAUUGAUGAAAAAAAAAUUCCUUUAACAAAUGAAAAUAGUUAUGGAGGUCGAGUAAUAGUUACAGGAUCAUAUGCAACAUAGGUAUAAAUAAAUCAUGAAACAAGGAUUCUUUGGAAUUAAUAGGAUUGAAAGCAAAAUAAGUUGGUUUAGGACUUAUUGAUAAUUUGAACUAAAAAGAGGAUCCUAAAUAUGAAUUUAAGGCCAAAAAUGGUGUCAUAGGUUUUGCAUAUGGUUCAGAUUAUGAAGAAUAUAAGAAUAAAAUAAAUGCUAUGGUUAAAGAAAUUAAAAAAGAACCAACUUUAGAAUAAACUCAUAGUUUACUAUAAUAGUAUUUAUAAUAUCAUAAAUAAUAUAGAUUCCAUUCUUAAUUAAAUAAUGUACCAUAAUCAACAUUUUCAUUGAAAUUAGAAGAUAAUUUAUAUUUAUUGGUUAUUGGUGAAGAAUAGAAUUAUUUUGCUUAAUCAAAAUUCACUACAUUUACAAAUAUAGGAAAAAAAGUUUGGGCUUUGAAGAUUAAUAAAAUUUCUUAUGGGAUAGAAGGAAAGUUUGCUUGUAUAUAGAUAUAUUUUAAUUUUUAGCUACUGGAACUGCUAUUUUUGAUAGCACUACAAGAUUUAUUUGGGCAGAUAUAUCAAUUAUUUAAAAAUUUUUAAAAGAAAUCAAAAAUUUCUAAAUUGUAAUUUAAUUACUUUAUUUUAGAUUUGCUAAUUAUAAGAUAGUUUAUAUAAAUGUCCAUGUAAUAAUGAUCAAUUUGAAAAAUAUAAAGACAUUUAUUUCUCUUUUAAUCUCUAAGAUAAAAUUUCAUACUUAUUAUCAAAAGAAGAUUACAUUCACAGAGAAAAUGACUAAUGCUAUCUGUUAAUGAAAACCAUUUCAGAUAAAAAUACUUUAUUAACUUAAUAAGAAAAACCUAUUAUAAUUAUUCCUCAUACAUUUUUUAAGUAAAAUUAAUUUUAGAUCUAAAUUUAGAUAAAAUUAUGUGGUAUUCAAUUAAGAUAUGAAUUAAAUUUCAAUUUCUCAUGGAUAUUAAGUCAUUCCUGAUGAAAUCCAUAUUCAAUAAAAUACAAUUCUUUAUACAGCAAUUAUUGGAAUAUUGCUACUUUUAUUGUCUUUAUUCCUUUUAGUAAACUGCAUGCAGUAAUAAUAUUAAAUGUAAAUUUUAGUAAAGCUCUUUAUGAUUAGGAUUAUUUACAUUAAAUUGAUACAAAUUAAAUUGUAAAAUAACCACCUAUUUCUAUGUAUUAGUAACCUUAAUACUAAUAAUAAUUAUAACAAAUUCCUCAAUUUAAUUAAUAAUUUUAAUAAUCUUAGUAAGCAUAAUAUGGACUUACUCAAACAUAUUAGUAAUAACCUUAAAGAGCAUAACCAAAUCUUUAUUUAGGGGGUCUCUAUAAUUCAAGUCCAUAAAGGAAUAAUUAAAUAGGAAUAAAUUCUUAAGGAUACAUGCCUGGUUAAUUUAGAUUAUGA
This is a messenger RNA of Paramecium sonneborni, 1840 nucleotides long. The record is from the annotation of a GenBank genome assembly. NCBI's taxonomy places the organism in Eukaryota, Ciliophora, Oligohymenophorea, Peniculida, Parameciidae.